UUUGCGCGACCAGGAACUUACAUUGGGAAGGAAGUCUUAUCCUGCAAAGUAAUUUAAAGGAACCCUCCCUAUCUUCAGAACAACCAACUCAUUUUCCUGCAUCUUUGUUCAUCCCCUGCUUGUGAGUUUCUCACAAUGAGCAGCAUCAUGCCCAUCGCCACGCUCGCAACAUUGCUCUUCUUUUUCCUAUCUACUACUGCAAGUGAUGAAAAUACAAGAAAGCCAUAUAUCGUUCAUAUGAUGAAAUCCAUGAAACCCGAGCAUUUCAGUUUGCAUGAGCACUGGUAUCAUUCAAUUCUCACUGAGGCAACUUCUGCUGCCUCCACUACAGAUCCGAGUGUCUUUUUAUAUAACUAUGAUGUACUCCUCCAUGGCUUUGCGGCCAGGCUGAACAGUGCGGAGGCUGCAGCUUUGGAGAGCGUGGAUGGUUGUCUCGCUGUGAUUCCAUCAUCUCUCAAGAAGCUUCAUACCACUCAUUCACCUCAGUUUCUGGGCCUCACCGAUGGCGGAGGACUGUGGUCGCAGCAUUUGAAUCGUGGAGAAGAUGUGAUAGUGGGCGUGGUGGACACGGGAAUAUGGCCUGAGAGUGAAAGCUUCCAUGACAAGGGUCUGGGGCCUGUUCCCUCCAGAUGGAAGGGCGAAUGUGAAAAUGGAGAGCAAUUCGAUUCCUCCAUGUGCAAUAGAAAACUCAUCGGAGCUCGAUUUAAUUUUUCUGUGGGCUACAAAUCGCAUGUAGGCGAGGAUUUCAUAUCAGCAAGAGACAACAACGGCCACGGCACACAUACUGCUUCUACAGCUGUGGGAUCUUCUGUAAAGGGAGCGAGCUUCAAUGGCUUUGGUAAUGGAACGGCCAUGGGGAUGGCACCUGCGGCUAGACUUGCAGUGUAUAAAGCCUGCUGGGGGGGACCGGAACCCAACUGCGAUGACAGCGACGUAGCCGCUGCUAUGGAAAAAGCCAUCCUAGACGGCGUCGACAUUCUUUCUUUGUCACUUGGCAGUGAGAUUGAGAAUCCAUUCUACAUGGAUCAUCAAGCGCUGGCAGCAUUCGGUGCCAUAGAGAAGGGUGUAUUUGUUUCCGCCUCUGCUGGUAACGAAGGGCCUUUCUCAGAUUCUCUUUCAAACAGUGCACCGUGGAUGACUGCCGUGGGUGCCAGCAGUAUGGACAGAGAGUUUCUCUCUCUUGUGAAGGUGGGCAAUGGUGAGGCAUUCAAAGGGUCGUCGCUUUACAGAGGACCUGGGAUUCAAAAUCUGCCUCUGGUCUACGAUUAUUGCAGCAACCUUGGUGUCGACCCACACCUCUUCAAAGGUAAAGUUGUGAUGUGCCAUUACCAUGCUAAUUCGACGGAAACGGCAAGGCUUCUGAAGGAUGCGGGAGCAGCAGGAAUGAUAUUUGUUAAUCCUGAAUUGCUGGGUGCUAUGGAUGAGCCUAUCGAGCAGCCGUAUUUACCGGCUACCACCGUGAGUUUUUCGACUGGCGAAAAGAUAAAAACCUACGUUAACAGCACGGCGGUGCCUACGGCCACCAUCAAUCCCACGGGGUUGACAGUGGUGGGUAAAGCAAUCGCUCCCAUUGUGGGCAGUUUUUCUUCCCGGGGUCCUAGCGCUUUCUAUCCGGACGUACUUAAGCCGGAUCUGGUUGCGCCAGGUGUCAACAUAUUGGCUGCGUGGAAGGAGGGCGGCUUCCAGAUAGAUUCUGGGACGUCAAUGGCGUGUCCCCACGUCAGCGGCAUCGCAGCGAUCAUACGAACCUCCCAUCCGACGUGGAGUCCUGCGGUAAUCAGAUCGGCUCUGAUGACUACGGCCUCCACGCUGGACAACAGAAAGCAGCCCAUCAGAGAUGCGCGAACCUUGCGAGCCGCGGACCCGUUUGCAAUGGGUGCAGGUCACGUAAAUCCAACGGCAGCGCUGGAGCCGGGUCUGGUGUACGAUUUGGGGCCUCAAGACUACAUCAACUAUCUGUGUGGUGGCUUCUACAACUACACCAAAAAGCAAAUUGCUCUCCUGAGCCACAAGUGGCCUGCCUGCCCCAAGUCGGAAUCAGGUGCAGAUCUUAACUAUCCAUCUUUCUCUGUCAUAUUAAAGUAUGGACAGCGUGUUCAGGUAAAGAGGAGGACGGUGACCAACGUGGGCGGUGACAAUGCCGUAUACAAAGUGCGGGUGAAGAGCAGUCCAAACGUAAAAGUAAAUGUGGAGCCAGAGACAUUGGUGUUCAAGAAACGAAGCGACCAGGCAAGCUUUAAUGUGACAUUCGAAAGUCAAGUGGAAGGGAGUGAGGAAUUAGAGGUCGGAGAGAUAAUGUGGAAAUGCAUCCAAGGCGGAACUCACAUCGUUCGUAGCCCGAUUACUGUUCUCUGGAUUCCGGUUUGAAGUGGAGGAGUUCUAUAAAUAUGUAAUAGCUACAGUACUAAUGUACUGGUAACGUAUAAAUAAGGCCCAAUUGAUAUGAUGAAGCUACUGAUCAGAUUAAAAAUAGUGCAUGCACUUAUGUAGAUACAAAAUGUGGGGUAUUCGCUGUAUGCUGUUGAACCGUUCUUGUUCUGCAAGGGACAUUCUUUACAAUGCUCCUCUUCUUAAACAAAUGAGACGGGAUUAAAUAUUAUGAUAACUAGAAUUAUAUAUGAACGCAUUGUAUUGAGGACUCUUUUUCUUAACU
Cryptomeria japonica (Japanese cedar) is the source of this 2653-nucleotide messenger RNA. RefSeq names its product subtilisin-like protease SBT1.7. The record is from RefSeq and is a predicted model, not a curated record. The coding region runs from base 136 to 2367 and encodes 743 amino acids. Gene Ontology annotation, molecular function: serine-type endopeptidase activity. The transcript has a single exon. NCBI's taxonomy places the organism in Eukaryota, Viridiplantae, Streptophyta, Pinopsida, Cupressales, Cupressaceae. Gene Ontology annotation, biological process: proteolysis.